This is a messenger RNA of Radiomyces spectabilis, 1053 nucleotides long. RefSeq names its product PLC-like phosphodiesterase. The transcript is spliced from 2 exons. The record is from RefSeq and is a predicted model, not a curated record. The coding region runs from base 1 to 1053 and encodes 350 amino acids. Lineage: Eukaryota; Fungi; Mucoromycota; Mucoromycetes; Mucorales; Radiomycetaceae. Gene Ontology annotation, biological process: lipid metabolic process. Gene Ontology annotation, molecular function: phosphoric diester hydrolase activity.
AUGUGGGUUUUUCUGGCGAUAUGGUUUACCGUGUUCGCUUUUGCUCCGUCGGGUUAUGCGUGUAAUGGGCACCAAUCGUUCUGUGCUCGUCCAUAUAGCAAUAUCACCCAGCUUGUCACUCACGACUCGUAUGCUGUGGGCCAGAAAGUCGCUGCUACCCAGAACCUGCCCUUGAUUCAACAGCUGAACGAUGGGGUUCGGGGAAUAAAGCUCUCGGCGGUCCCGAACCAUAUUGACCCUUCUCAGAUGCACGUGUGCCAUAGUAUGUGCAUGGUGCUUGACGCUGGUCCAGCUGUCAGUGUUCUCGAUGAAAUAGCCGAUUGGCUAAAGGACAACCCGAACGAAGUGGUGACGAUCAUGUGGAACAACUUGUACGAUCUCCAUGCCGAUCAGUUUGAGAAAGUCUACAAUCACAGCAACAUCAUGCCAUACAUAUACACUCAUAACCUUUCCAAUCCUACAUCGUGGCCGACGCUUCAGGAAAUGAUUGACUCUGGGAAACGCGUCGUCAACUUUGUCGAUUCAUGGGCCGAUACCAAAGCCGUGCCAUGGUUGAUGGAACAUUUCUUGCAUAUAUUCGAGACACCCUAUCAGACCACGAAUGCAAACGAUUUCCGAUGUGUCAUUGAUCGUCCUGUGGGGUUACAAAAUGGGACAGGGAUGAUGUACCUUGUCAACCACUUCCUUUACGGUGUAAUUAAUAUCGGCGAGUAUCGAAUCGAUAUACCCCAAAGAGACAUCGCUUUGCAGACCAACAGUCAGUCGCUUAUCGAUCACACCGAGCAAUGCAUUCGAACCUUUGGCAGACCGCCCAAUUUCAUCGAAGUAGAUUUCUACGACAUGGGAAAAGCCAUGGAAUAUUUAGCCAGACUCAAUGGCAUUCCCUACAUUGCGCCUGCGAAUGUAUCGGCUGAAGCGGGACCCGUUCAUGCCCAAAAUCUGAAAUGGCCUACACAUAUGAUCAUUGAUAAUUCCUCGCCAACCUUGUCCAUCCCGCAUACACUUUUCUUGAGUUGGUUUUUACUGACAUCAAUGCUCCUAGUUCUCUUUUAA